AUGGCGCCCGCUCGCAAUAGCAAUGUCCAACUGUUAGCAGUACUUGUCGAUUGGAAUGACGAGGAAGAGGGCGAGUACCGCUUCCUGGUCGGCGGUAAGGACACAAGAUAUGUUACCGUCGAGCCUGGUGGCCAUGUCUCCAAAGACCCUCUGAGCGGGCACCCAGUCUUCUCCUACUAUACUCAAAGCGACUUGCCUGCAAUUUCAAAUACCUGGCACCACAUGCGUAUCGAUCAUCUAAAGUUCAAGCAGGUCCAACAACUGCAGAACAUUCACGUGGUUACGCAUCCGCGUUUUGAUCAAACCCUGGUUGUCAAGUUUGCCGAGUUUCCUUGGCAAAUGCCCUCCUUCGAGGCCGAAACAACAGCGUAUGAAUGGCUUGAUAGUCAUGGAAUCGGUCCCAAAUUCAUCGCUCAUUUGACCGAGGCCGAGAGGGUCUUUGGCUUCGUCACGGAGUACGUUGACGGCGCAAGAUUCGCAGACAUUGGAGAUCUGGCGGCCUGCCAAGAAAUCCUCUCUCGGCUACACUCUCUAGGUAUCAAGCAUGGCGACAUUAACAAGUAUAAUUUUCUUAUCUGA
Trichoderma harzianum CBS 226.95 is the source of this 579-nucleotide messenger RNA. RefSeq lists its product as hypothetical. NCBI's taxonomy places the organism in Eukaryota, Fungi, Ascomycota, Sordariomycetes, Hypocreales, Hypocreaceae. The transcript has 2 exons. The coding region runs from base 1 to 579 and encodes 192 amino acids. The record is from RefSeq and is a predicted model, not a curated record.